Molecule: messenger RNA, 2983 nt
Organism: Nannospalax galili (Upper Galilee mountains blind mole rat)
Lineage: Eukaryota; Metazoa; Chordata; Mammalia; Rodentia; Spalacidae
Gene: Dnm1l
Product: dynamin 1 like
Exons: 20
Coding region: 220-2448 (742 amino acids)
Biological process (GO): mitochondrial fragmentation involved in apoptotic process; mitochondrial fission
Cellular component (GO): membrane; microtubule; cytoplasm
Molecular function (GO): GTPase activity; GTP binding; microtubule binding
Source: RefSeq, a predicted model, not a curated record
GAACUACAUUUCCCGGAAACCUUUGCGCACCCCCUCCCGCUCCACAACGCCGGCGUGGCGCAUGGCCUGCCGGGAGCGGACCAGGAGGUAGUGGCUAGGCCCAAUGGGUGCAGGCUCCCGAGGAGAGGGCGGAGGAGAAGAGGCAGGCAGGCGGGCGGUGGGUUGCGUCCCCAUUCAUUGCUGGGGCCUGCUGGGCGGGGGUCCCGCGUUCUCGGAGUCAUGGAGGCGCUAAUCCCGGUCAUCAAUAAGCUGCAGGACGUCUUCAACACAGUAGGCGCCGACAUCAUUCAGCUGCCUCAGAUCGUCGUGGUGGGAACGCAGAGCAGUGGAAAGAGCUCAGUUCUAGAAAGCCUAGUGGGAAGGGACCUACUUCCCAGAGGGACAGGCAUUGUCACACGGAGACCCCUCAUUCUGCAGCUGGUCCAUGUUUCAGCAGAAGAUAAACGCAAAACAGCAGGAGAAGAAAAUGGUAAAUUUCAGAAUUGGAGAGUAGAAGCAGAAGAAUGGGGUAAAUUUCUUCACACCAAAAAUAAGCUUUACACGGAUUUUGAUGAAAUUCGACAAGAAAUUGAAAAUGAAACAGAAAGAAUUUCAGGAAAUAAUAAGGGAGUAAGUCCUGAACCAAUUCAUCUUAAGAUUUUUUCACCCAAUGUUGUCAAUUUGACACUUGUGGAUUUGCCAGGAAUGACUAAGGUGCCUGUAGGUGAUCAGCCUAAGGAUAUUGAGCUUCAAAUCAGAGAGCUCAUCCUUCGGUUCAUCAGUAAUCCCAAUUCCAUUAUCCUUGCUGUCACUGCUGCAAAUACAGAUAUGGCAACGUCAGAGGCGCUGAAAAUUUCCAGAGAGGUAGAUCCUGAUGGUCGCAGAACUCUAGCUGUUAUUACCAAACUUGAUCUCAUGGAUGCGGGUACUGACGCCAUGGAUGUACUGAUGGGAAGGGUUAUUCCUGUCAAGCUUGGGAUAAUUGGAGUAGUUAACAGGAGCCAGCUAGAUAUCAACAAUAAGAAGAGUGUAACUGAUUCAAUCCGGGAUGAAUACGCUUUUCUUCAAAAGAAAUACCCAUCUCUGGCUAACAGAAAUGGAACGAAAUAUCUUGCUCGGACUCUGAAUAGGUUACUUAUGCAUCACAUCAGAGAUUGUUUACCAGAACUGAAGACAAGGAUCAAUGUUCUAGCUGCUCAGUAUCAGUCCCUCCUGAAUAGCUAUGGUGAACCUGUGGAUGAUAAAAGUGCUACUUUACUCCAGCUCAUUACCAAAUUUGCUACAGAAUAUUGUAACACUAUUGAAGGAACUGCAAAGUACAUUGAAACUUCUGAGCUAUGCGGGGGUGCUAGAAUUUGUUAUAUUUUCCAUGAGACUUUUGGGCGAACCUUAGAAUCUGUUGACCCACUAGGUGGCCUUAACACUAUUGACAUUUUGACUGCCAUCAGAAAUGCUACUGGUCCCCGUCCUGCUUUAUUUGUGCCUGAGGUUUCAUUUGAGUUACUGGUCAAAAGGCAAAUCAAACGUCUAGAAGAGCCCAGCCUCCGUUGUGUAGAACUAGUUCAUGAGGAAAUGCAAAGGAUCAUUCAGCAUUGCAGUAAUUACAGUACACAGGAAUUGCUACGGUUUCCUAAACUUCAUGAUGCCAUAGUUGAAGUAGUGACUUGUCUUCUUCGUAAAAGGUUGCCUGUUACAAAUGAAAUGGUCCAUAAUUUAGUGGCAAUUGAAUUAGCUUAUAUCAACACAAAACAUCCAGACUUUGCUGAUGCUUGUGGGCUAAUGAACAAUAAUAUAGAGGAACAAAGAAGAAACAGGCUAGCAAGAGAACUACCGCCAGCUGUAUCAAGAGACAAGUCUUGUAAAGUUCCAAGUGCUUUGGCACCUGCCUCCCAGGAGCCCUCCCCUGCUGCUUCUGCUGAGGCUGAUGGCAAGUUAAUUCAGGACAGCAGAAGAGAAACUAAAAAUGUUGCAUCUGCAGGUGGUGGAGUUGGAGAUGGUGGUCAAGAACCAGCAACAGGCAACUGGAGAGGAAUGCUGAAAACCUCAAAAGCUGAAGAGUUGCUAGCUGAAGAAAAAUCAAAACCAAUUCCAAUUAUGCCAGCCAGUCCACAGAAAGGCCAUGCUGUCAACUUGCUGGAUGUGCCAGUUCCAGUUGCACGAAAACUGUCUGCCCGUGAGCAGCGAGAUUGUGAGGUUAUUGAAAGACUCAUCAAAUCAUAUUUUCUAAUUGUCAGAAAGAAUAUUCAAGACAGUGUACCAAAGGCAGUAAUGCAUUUUUUGGUUAAUCAUGUGAAAGAUACUCUGCAGAGUGAGUUAGUGGGACAGUUGUACAAAUCAUCCUUAUUGGAAGACCUUCUGACUGAAUCUGAGGACAUGGCCCAACGCAGAAAAGAAGCAGCUGAUAUGCUAAAGGCAUUACAAGGAGCCAGUCAAAUUAUUGCUGAAAUCCGAGAGACCCAUCUUUGGUGAAGAGAACUGUUUAAUACCAAGAGUUUGUUGAUUUGGAACCUGCUAGCUACUGCCUACCUGAGUAGAUUUUUAUUUAUGAAUUCUUGUAUAUUGCAGUGGUUUGAAUUUGCUCAUGUGAAGAUUAGCUAUAAACUGAAAAGUAUACUCUUCAUUACGGAACAAAUCACCCAUUUAAUACAAAUAAUAAAUUGCUGUUUUUAAAGUCUCCCAGCAUACAUGUAUAUCAAGUCUGUCUGAGUUUCAGUUGAACUUACAAAGAACUGUUCAUGAUCCAGCUGUCCACAGUUGCUGUGGACACAAUGACUUGUGUAGUCUUUGUUAGCAGCCUUAAAGCUGAUGCCUGGAAGCACCAUGACAUUUCAUGACUAUAAUGCAUGCACUAUAGAAACUGGCCUGGUUGUGAAAUCUUGGCAAGUUCCUCACAUAAUCAAUGUGCCUAUCUAUCCUUCAGUUUAUAGUUUCUUUAAAAAAAAAAAAAAGAAAAAUCUCUGCAGUCUUUGCUGUUGUUACUAAGAAAACUAAGUGCACAAGAGGA